Molecule: messenger RNA, 2021 nt
Organism: Cucumis sativus (cucumber)
Lineage: Eukaryota; Viridiplantae; Streptophyta; Magnoliopsida; Cucurbitales; Cucurbitaceae
Gene: CS-ACS2
Product: 1-aminocyclopropane-1-carboxylate synthase-like
Biological process (GO): amino acid metabolic process; biosynthetic process
Molecular function (GO): transaminase activity; pyridoxal phosphate binding
Source: RefSeq, marked provisional
GAAAACAUUAAUCUCCUCAUAACUCACAACCACACACACCCAUUAUUAUUCAGAUUUUAAAAAUGGUACUUGUUUCCAGCAAUGAUAAUGGAAAUGCAAAGAAAGUUUUGUCCAAAUUAGCCAAAGGAAAUGGGCAUGGUGAAGAUUCCUCUUAUUUUGAUGGGUGGAAAGCUUAUGAUUCUGAUCCUUUUCAUCCUAUUAUCAAUCCUCGUGGUGUUAUUCAAAUGGGUUUAGCUGAAAAUCAGCUUUCUUUUGAAUUUGUGGAGAAAUGGAUGAAAAACAAUCCAAGAGCUUCAAUUUGCAGUGUUGAAGGAAUUGAUGAGUUCAAGGAUAUUGCUAUCUUUCAAGAUUAUCAUGGAUUGCCAGAGUUUAGAAACGCUGUAGCGAACUUCAUGGGAAAAGUGAGAGGGAACCGAGUCAAAUUUGAUCCUGACCGAGUUGUGAUGAGUGGUGGAGCAACUGGAGCUCACGAAACCAUGGCGUUUUGUUUGGCUGAUCCUGGUGAAGCAUUUCUUGUUCCUGUUCCUUAUUAUCCAGGAUUCGACAGAGAUUUAAGGUGGAGGACAGGAGUGGAAAUAGUUCCAGUGAUAUGUGAAAGUUCAAACAAUUUCAAAUUAACAAGAGAAGCCUUAGAGACAGCAUAUGAAGAAGCUCAAAAAUCCAACAUAAAAAUCAAAGGUCUACUCAUAACGAAUCCUUCAAAUCCACUCGGAACGGUUUACGAUAGACAAACACUUGAAACUGCUGUAUCGUUUAUCAACGAAAAGAAUAUCCACUUAGUGUGCGACGAAAUCUACGCUGCCACUGUCUUUGCAGAGCCCGGUUUCAUUAGUAUCUCUGAAGUGAUCGACAACAGUGACAUUGAAUGCGAUAGAAAUCUUGUCCAUGUCGUUUAUAGCCUAUCCAAAGACAUGGGAUUCCCUGGAUUUCGUGUCGGUAUUAUCUACUCUUAUAACGACGCUGUUGUUGCAUGCGCUCGUAAGAUGUCAAGCUUUGGCCUCGUCUCCUCGCAAACUCAAUAUUUGAUUGCAUCGAUGUUGUUGGAUGAUGUGUUUGUCGACAACUUUCUUGCUGGGAGUGCUGAAAAACUCGCUGCGCGUCAUCGAAACUUCACAAAAGGGCUUGCUCAGGUUGGAAUUGGAUAUUUGAAAGGAAGUGGAGGAUUAUUUUUAUGGAUGGAUUUGCGUCAUCUUUUGAAAGAGAAGACAUUGGAAGCAGAAAUGGCAUUAUGGAAAGUGAUUAUCAAUGAAGUUAAACUAAAUGUUUCACCAGGUUCUUCAUUCCAUUGCUCAGAACCAGGAUGGUUUAGGGUUUGUUUUGCAAAUAUGGAUGACAAUACAAUGGACAUUUCCAUCACCAGGAUUAGAAACUUCGUGCUUCAAAACAAGGAGGUAACAACUAAGGUCAAGAAACAAAAAUUCUGCUGGCGUCAAAGCAGCCUCGAACUUCGAUUGUCAUCUCGAAGACUCGAAGACAUCAUGUCACCACACUCACCGUUGCCUCAAUCCCCUAUGCUUCGUGCAACAACUUAAACACAAGACGACCGUCAAUCAGUCAUAUUCUGGCAACCUGAUCAGAUGAAAAUUUCCAUUGUUUGACAAAAGUUUGUUUUAACAAGUUCUUAAGGCGUAACUAAUCAAAAAGCAAAAACUCUCAAAUGUGAGUCGUGGGUUUUUUCCAAAGUGAUCAUCUCGUGAGGUUGUUGUUUUGACACUGUUAGGGUUAUGGAUAAGUGUAUUUCACUAUAUAGAGUUAUGGCCUUUUUUGAUUCCCAAUAAUUUGGGAAACUUAAGGGGCUGUUCGUAAUUGCAUGUGUUGUGAGGGUUUUAUGUAUUUGCAUGCAUUUGCAUUUGUUUCUCUGUCUUUGUCUUCUUUUUCUUUUUCUUUUUUUUUUCUCCUCUAGUUUUUUCAGUCAUCAAAAUGGAUGGGUGUGGAAAGUGAAAGAGGGUUAUUUGUUUACUACUACUACUACUUGUAAGAAACAUUCAUACAAAAGAAAUAACAACCAAGUUUGUUUCUAU